GCGCCGGCCUGCUCCGAGCCCGGGAUGGCUCCUGCUCCCCGAGCCGCACAAAGAUAAUCGCUCAGGAAGUGUCUCAGCCAAUCCCCUGGCGCCGUACAUGCGGAUUUGCCGGGGCAGCCAAUCCGGGGGCGGCUUUCAUGGGGAAGACAGAUCAUCAAGCCCAAGUGCCAAGCCCUCCCUGCCCGAGUACUGAGAGCCUGUCCUCCAUGUUUUAUAAGUAUUGACAUAACACUGUGUUAACAAUGCAUCCACAGAGCUUGGCUGAAGAGGAAAUAAAGGCAGAGCAGGAGGUGGUGGAGGGGAUGGACAUCUCCACUCGAUCCAAAGAUCCUGGCUCUGCUGAACGCACAGCACAAAAACGGAAAUUUCCCAGCCCUCCACAUUCCUCCAAUGGCCACUCACCUCAAGAUGCAUCAACAAGUCCUAUAAAAAAGAAAAAGAAGCCUGGUUUAUUGAACAGUAAUAAUAAAGAGCAGUCAGAGCUAAGACAUGGUCCGUUUUACUAUAUGAAGCAGCCACUCACCACAGACCCUGUUGAUGUUGUACCACAGGAUGGACGGAAUGAUUUCUAUUGCUGGGUUUGUCAUCGGGAAGGCCAAGUCCUCUGCUGUGAGCUCUGUCCUCGGGUUUAUCAUGCUAAGUGUCUGAAACUGACAGCCGAACCAGAGGGGGAUUGGUUUUGCCCAGAAUGUGAGAAAAUCACAGUUGCAGAAUGCAUAGAAACACAGAGUAAAGCAAUGACAAUGCUCACCAUUGAACAGCUAUCAUAUCUACUGAAGUUUGCACUACAGAAAAUGAAACAGCCAGGGACAGAGCCAUUUCAAAAGCCAGUUUCACUGGAUCAACACCCAGAUUAUGCAGAAUAUAUCUUUCAUCCAAUGGACCUUUGUACAUUAGAGAAGAAUGUUAAAAAGAAAAUGUACGGUUGCACUGAAGCAUUUUUGGCUGAUGCCAAAUGGAUUUUGCACAACUGCAUUAUUUACAAUGGGGGAAAUCACAAAUUGACACAAACAGCAAAAGUCAUCAUCAAAAUCUGUGAGCAUGAGAUGAAUGAAAUUGAAGUAUGUCCGGAAUGUUAUUUAGCUGCUUGCCAAAAACGCGAGAAUUGGUUUUGUGAGCCUUGUAGCAAUCCCCACCCUUUGGUCUGGGCUAAACUCAAAGGCUUUCCAUUCUGGCCUGCUAAAGCACUGAGGGAUAAAGAUGGGCAAGUCGAUGCCCGUUUCUUUGGCCAACAUGACAGGGCCUGGGUUCCAAUAAAUAAUUGCUACCUCAUGUCUAAAGAAAUUCCUUUUUCUGUGAAAAAGACUAAAAGCAUCUUCAAUAGUGCAAUGCAAGAAAUGGAGGUUUAUGUUGAUAACAUUCGUAGAAAAUUUGGAGUAUUUAAUUAUGCACCUUUCCGGACACCAUAUACUCCCAACAAUCAAUACCAAAUGUUGUUAGACCCUGCAAACCCAGCUGCUGGAACUGCAAAGACAGACAAACAAGAGAAAAUCAAACUGAAUUUUGAUAUGACAGCAUCACCCAAGAUUCUGAUGAGCAAGUCCAUGCUGGGCAGUAGCACAGGUCGCAGGAUUUCACUGACAGAUAUGCCACGGUCACCAAUGAGUACAAACUCAUCAGUUCACACUGGGUCUGAUGUUGAACAGGAUGCAGAGAAAAAAGCAACUUCCAGUCAUUUUAGUGCCAGUGAAGAGUCCAUGGACUUCAUUGAGAAAAAUACAGCUUCUCCAGCACCAACAAGAACGGGUCAAGCAGGGAGCUUGUCAGGCAGCCCCAAACCUUUCUCUCCUCAAGCAUCAACACCAAUUUCUGCUAAGCAAGAAAGAACUUCCACUCCAGGAAGCAUUCUGAAUCUUAACCUUGAUCGUAGCAAAGCUGAGAUGGAUCUGAAGGAGCUGAGUGAGUCGGUGCAGCAGCAGAGCACCCCAGUGCAGCUCAUCUCCCCCAAGCGCCAGAUCCGCAGCAGGUUCCAGCUCAACCUCGACAAGACCAUCGAGAGCUGUAAAGCACAACUGGGAAUAAAUGAAAUAUCUGAAGCUGUUUAUACUGCAGUAGAACACAGUGACUCUGAAGAUUCUGAGAAAUCUGAUACCAGUGACAGUGAAUACAGUGAUGAGGAUCAGAAAUCAAAGAAUGAUCAAGAUGAUGGUGAGGACAAGGAAGGUGCAAGAAGUGACAAAGAAUCAUUGAGCUUGAAAAAAAAACCUAAGCCUCCAGCACAGAAUGAAGACAAGGAGGAACUUAAAAGCACAAGUCCAGAAGUGGAGAAAACAGAAGAACCACUCAAGGAAAAGGCUGUUUCAGACACUGAAAAAGAAUUUUCUGAAAAGGGAAAGAGUUUACAGCAUCCUGCAAAAGAAAAGCUGAAAGGUAAAGAUGAAACAGACUCUCCAACAGUGCAUCUAGGACUGGACUCUGAUUCUGAGAGUGAACUUGUCAUCGAUCUUGGAGAUGAUCAUUGUGCUCGUGAAGGAAGGAAAAACAAGAAAGAUUCUAAAGAACCUUCUCCUAAACAAGAUGUUGUAGGUAAAACUCCACCUUCCUCCAGUGCAAGCACCCAGCCUCUACCAGAAACUCCAGUGCUCACCCGCUCCGCAUCGCAGACCCCCCCAGCCGGCGUGACAGCAACCACCAGUGCUGCUUCCACUGUCAGUGCCCCCUCAGCUGCCACAGGAAGCCCUGUGAAAAAGCAGAGGCCUCUGCUGCCCAAGGAAACAGCCCCUGCUGUGCAGAGGGUGGUGUGGAAUUCUUCAAAUAAAUUCCAGACAUCUUCUCAGAAAUGGCACAUGCAGAAGGUACAGAGACAGCAGCAGCAGAGCCAGCAGUCUCAGUCACAGCAGCCUCAGUCCUCUCAGGGGACAAGAUACCAGACAAGACAAGCAGUUAAAGCUGUGCAGCAAAAAGAGAUCACCCAGAGCACUUCCACAUCCACUAUAACCUUGGUCACAAGCACUCAGCCCAUUUCCAUGGUUACCAGCUCUGGAUCUGCAAGCACACUUUCUUCCUCACUCAACACAGACUUGCCAAUUGCAACAGCUUCAGCUGAUGUGGCUGCAGAUAUUGCUAAAUAUACCAGCAAAAUGAUGGAUGCCAUCAAAGGAACAAUGACUGAAAUAUAUAAUGAUCUUUCAAAAAAUACUACUGGAAGUACAAUAGCUGAGAUUCGGCGUUUGAGGAUUGAGAUAGAAAAACUUCAAUGGUUACAUCAACAGGAACUUUCAGAAAUGAAACACAAUCUAGAACUGACAAUGGCUGAAAUGCGUCAGAGCCUGGAGCAGGAACGAGAUCGUUUGAUUGCUGAGGUGAAGAAGCAGCUGGAACUGGAAAAGCAACAAGCAGUAGAUGAGACCAAGAAGAAGCAAUGGUGUGCCAACUGCAAGAAAGAGGCCAUCUUUUAUUGCUGUUGGAACACCAGCUACUGUGACUACCCCUGCCAACAAGCUCAUUGGCCUGAGCAUAUGAAAUCUUGCACACAGUCAGCUACUGCGACACAGCAAGAAGCAGAUACUGAAAUUAGCACAGAAACACUAAAUAAAUCAUCCCAGCCCAGUUCAAGCGUGCAGUCUACACCCACAGAAACAGCCAGCACUCCUAAGGAAAAGGAAGGCUCAGCUGAUAAGAGCAAAGAGAGUGUUACAAUAGCAACAGGUGUGACAAGCAACCAGCCUAUAAAACUGGUCCAGGUACCGCAGACCACCACCUAUAUUCCAACUACUCAACCCACAAUUGGAAUGGAAUGAGUAGGCUUCUGGAAGGCACAGACUCAGUCACAAAGGAGCUGUAAUCCAUCUCAGCAGGGACACUCAGAGUCUUUGUGGAAUUAUCAUUAAGACACUCAUGUGGUUUCUUGAAUCGGUGUGGGGAAACAUUGGGCUUCACUGAACUUGUAUUUAUUCUUCCAUGUCCUCUCUGGAAUGUCACACUACCACUGAGGGAAGAUCUGUGCAUCCCUUUCAGGUUCCUCAAAAUCUCCCUCCCUGUUUCUUCCACAAGAUGUUGUGAACUGAAACGGAUGCGUUUGUCUGAUCACCAGUUGUGCAUCACUGGAAUUGUAUCGAAACACACUUUGCAGUUUGUAUGGUAGAGACAUUUUUAGACUUUCUCACAUUUUUGGAGGAAGGUUAAGAUACAGACUUUAGAUUCAAUAAAUCCUCUUACAGCUCUCCAGAGUGAUGUGACCUUGACCAGAUUGUUUAACAUUCUUGUGCCUUUGUCUCUGCAUCUGUAGAAUCAAUUACCACCUAUAGAGAUGUCCUGAAACUCCAUUUGUUGAGAUGUAUAAAUCAUGAUCAGUAUGAUGGAAGUGUAAAGUUUAUUCUAUAUUAAUAUUUUUACAGGGUGUGUAAGACAGUUCCCAGUAAUGCUGAUGUUUUUGCUAUUGAUUUGUGCAGAAGUUAACUUAAGUACUUUUUUUUGUUUAAAUUGAUGUUCUUUGUUCUCUUCUGUGUAGACUGAAUGCAUGGGGGAAAGUUCCUUUUGGGGAAAAAGAUUUAAGUAACGUGUAACGAGAAUAUACUUAUAAACAAGGGUAUUUUUGUACUCCAGUUUGAUUUGUCAGAACUUUUUCAAGUGAUAAAGGAUUUUCUUAGCCCUUUUUCCUCUUCCCAUGUAUUAGUUUGCAGAAAAUACGUAACUGGAUGUAACUCUGAAACCCUCACCCUCCAAGCACAGGCAGUGUGUGCAGCCCCUAUAGCACCUCCUGUCCCUGUAAUUCUAUAGCAGUGAUGAGAACACUGAGACUCUUGGCUAUAGGGAAGUAAUGCACUACUCCUCCCCUGGAAUGAGGUAAUACUGUGGUAAUAAAGGUAUUAGUUCUUGCACAAAAUUGGAACUUGUUCUGGAUUUCCCCUGGAAAACAUAUCUCUAUAUCUGUGGUCAUGUUUGUGACCUUUAACAUAACAAUCUGUUUCUCUUGGUUUUAAUCCACAGACCAUUCCUGUAGUGGUAAGUCCUUCUGCUGGGACAGUGGCAAUGAGAACUGGAGUUCAGUAUGUUCAGACCACAAUGCCAGUCCAAGUACGAAGAGUCUAACUGCUAACAAGAAGUUCAUACAAUUGUUGGAAUAAGUAAAUCUAAUAGAAAUGUGACAAAUAAACACAGUUCUUUGGAUUAACCUCAGAGGUUCAGACUUUAGCUUUGUGUACGUGUACAAAGCAUUAAUUACACUACAUUAAUGUAAAGCAUUAGUGCUGGCUUAGAAAAUUGAGGACAGGUAAGAUCCAUAUUAAAUCUAUGCUUCUUUUGUAAAUAAUGUACAAUUUGUGGAUGUCAUUAGAGUACCAUCUCCUUUUUAUAUUUGUAUUGACUUUAACUUAUAAAGAGCGUUUGAAGUUGGAAAAGGAAGGUUUAAAACAGCCUUACCACAACCUAAUGCUGAAAACUGGUCUUGGGAAACUGUGUCAAAUAAUGUAAUACAGAAUAUCCGAAGAACUUUUUCCAUUUGGAGUGAAAAAAAAAAUUCUGCACUUUGAAACUCUUGUCGAAUUUCUCUGAACAACCAAGUGAUGAAGGAUAUCUCUUCUCAGUUAACUCUAUUAGGCAAAUUAUGUGGACCGGAAAUCCAUAAAACUUUAUACUGUUUUUCAUAAUGACCAGGCUGACAACAAAUAUUAAUAUUGUUUACAGGUUAAAAUUAUUUUAAAAUUUCAUUCAAUCUAAGAUCAGAAAAUUUGCUAAGUGUGCUAGCAGCUGGUUGUAGCAGGAUUUCUGAUUACUGAUAUCAAAGAUCGAGGAAAGUAAAGUUUGUUGCUAUGCUUCACAGUUUUCUUAUUUUUAAAAAAUCCUCCCAAAGGACUUGGAACAAGAACUAGGUGUGGAGAAAAACACGAAUUGGGAAACAUGGGCAAAGGACUUUUGAUGCUGGGCCAGAGCAUGUAUUAUUUAUAUGAUGGAAUUUAUGUUUUUCUGUAAGCAUGAAGCAGUGCAGUAUGAGAGGAAGUACCCCUGGAGAUGCUGUCUGUUACACUGAGGCUGUAGUCCCAUUUUGUAUGUUGUGUAAAACGAAAGCAUUGAACAAAACAAAGGUGAUGUAUGUAUAUGAGAAAAUUAAUUGUAUGAUAUCAUUCCAGUACAUUCUGUUGUACAUUUUAGUCAUGUUGAUUUCUCCCAUUGUUUAUAUAAGAAUGCGGUUUGUACAGUCUCCAGCUAGUACCCAGAUUAGAAGGAAAAAAGUAUUAGAAGAAAAAAAAAGCGAGAACAAAAUAUUCAUUAAUUGCAGUUGUGUCAAAACUAGCCUAGCUGGCCUUAUUUGUGAAGCAUAAUUGCUUUUAGCAUAUGGAAGUAUUUUUUCACAUUUUCUUUGUAUAAAAUUUGUAUUAAACUUAAAUAUCUUUUUUGACAA
Molecule: messenger RNA, 6340 nt
Organism: Cyanistes caeruleus (blue tit)
Lineage: Eukaryota; Metazoa; Chordata; Aves; Passeriformes; Paridae
Gene: ZMYND8
Product: zinc finger MYND-type containing 8
Biological process (GO): regulation of DNA-templated transcription
Cellular component (GO): nucleus; cytoplasm
Molecular function (GO): protein binding; transcription corepressor activity
Source: RefSeq, a predicted model, not a curated record